AUGAAACUAGAGCGUGGGAGUUACUCUUGCGACAAGGCAGCUACGCAAUCUUCCAUCACUCAUGUUAUUGAGGAGAAUGAAAAUGGGGAAGCCACGAAGAUUGAACAUUUCCUCCAUGAAGGUCAUUGCUUGGUGUUAGCAGACAAGAUGGAGGAGGAAACUGGCAGAAAAUGUGAUGGGUGCAUGCCGCCUGUCUCAACUCUGCAGGUCUAUUAUUGUUUGGAAUCAGAUUGCCAUUUUUGUCUUCACAAAAAUUGUGCCAAGUUGCCAAAAAUCAACAUACUUUGGUUUCGUCAAUCUAAUGCUACUCUUCAAUCCAAAAGCCUUCGAUGUGACCUGUCAAGCACAUUUGAAAAACAAGAGCUUACAAGGCAGGAUUGCAAGAUUUGCUUUGAAGAAGUAGAGCGUGGUAGUUACUCUUGUGUGAAGGCAGGUUGCAAUUACGUUGUCCAUGUGAAGUGUGCCUUAGCGGAUAAAGAUCUGUAUGACGUAAUUGAGGAAGAAUGCCAAUGUCAGAAGCUUAAUGCAGCUACACAGUCUUCCAUCACUCAUGUUAUUGGAGUGAAUGAAGAUGGAGAAGCCACAAAGAUCGAGCAUUUGAGCCAUGAAGGUCAUUGCUUGGUGUUAGCAGACAAGAUGGAGGAGGAAACUGAUAGACAAUGCGAUGGGUGUAUGCUGCCUGUCUCAACUCUGCUCUAUUACUGUUCGGAUUCAGAUUGCCAUUUUUGCCUUCACAAGACUUGUGCUGAGUUGCCAAGUGUUGGGAAAUAA
Messenger RNA from Hibiscus syriacus, 771 nucleotides. RefSeq lists its product as uncharacterized. Lineage: Eukaryota; Viridiplantae; Streptophyta; Magnoliopsida; Malvales; Malvaceae. The coding region runs from base 1 to 771 and encodes 256 amino acids. The record is from RefSeq and is a predicted model, not a curated record. The transcript is spliced from 3 exons.